Messenger RNA from Kalmanozyma brasiliensis GHG001, 2961 nucleotides. RefSeq names its product Mitochondrial escape protein 2. Lineage: Eukaryota; Fungi; Basidiomycota; Ustilaginomycetes; Ustilaginales. The transcript has a single exon. Gene Ontology annotation, cellular component: mitochondrial inner membrane. Bases 1 to 2961 code for a protein of 986 amino acids. Gene Ontology annotation, molecular function: nucleic acid binding. The record is from RefSeq and is a predicted model, not a curated record.
AUGUAUGUGUCAAGAGCAUCGAGCCGGGCACGCUGUGCUCCUAUCUCGAGGCCAUCACUACUCCAGUAUCGGACCUCGUCAGCCCUCGUAGCAAGGCCGCUUUCUUCCCUGCACAGUUCGAGUCGACUGUCGACAGCUGUCGCCUCGUCGCCAUUUCACGCCAUUAGGAGCUCCUAUCACAUCUCUGAUGCAGCAACCCUCCGUUCAGGCCUCCGAUGGUCUUCCUCCGCAGCGCUGGCUUCCACAUCGCCCGAAGCAGCCAAGGUGGCAGAGGCUGCUGUGACCGAAACCGAGAAUGACCCUUUUCGCAAGAUUGGCUACCUCUACUUCGACACGGUCUUCCCCAUCCGACUGGGAUUCUGGGACAUUCGAUACAUGCUCGCUUCGCUUGAGAAGCGUUCCGUGCUCGACCGCGUCAAGGCCAGCUUGCCCCCUGACGAGAGCGUGGGCUACGGAUUCAAAGUCAUCGGCGCAGAAGAGCGAAUGAAGGACGGUGGUGCCUUUGUCACCUUCUCCUACCGCGAAGAUCCCAACGAGAAGAGCGAAGAGUCGCUCAACAACAUCGAGAAGCGGCUCAAGUCGGGCGUGCGUCGUGUCUUCAACCCCGUCCUCUUCUUCCUUGGCACGCCAGGCGUGCACGUCGUCCGCGGCAAACCCUUCCGCGAGGACAUGAACAUCUUCCCUGCCACACGUAUCUUUGUCAAACUCGAAGGUGGCGAUGCCUCGGAAGAGCAGCUCUGGCAGACCCUCCGUCCGUACGGCCGCAUCGUAUCGAUUGUCAAGGAGAAGCCAUCGGAAGCGCUCGUCACCUUCUCGCGCAUCCGUGGGGCCACGAGCGCACGCAACUGCGCUCACGGCCUUGAAUUGCCCAACGGAGCGCGCUUCAUCAUCACCUUCCGCAGCAAGCUCCGCAGCAAACAGGCGUGGGAGUGGAUCUCGAACCACCCUCGCCUCGUGUUCCCGCUCGUCGCCUUCCUCAUCGGUGGUAUUUCAUAUAUCGUCUUUGACCCCGUGCGCGAGUUCAUGGUGGAGAGCAAGGUGCACAACACGUUCUCGCUCGACGAGUACCGCGCCUACACGUGGCUAAAGCGCAACACCGUGGGCUUGUUCCGGGAUACGGACGGCAGUUCCAAGGGCGAUGUGGAUGACUGGUGGGAGCGUCGUCAGUCGGCAGAGACGAUUCAGGAAUGGAUCCGCGAAAAGCCGUCGACAUUCAUCACCAUCUCGGGUCCGCGUGGAUCUGGCAAGUCUGGUCUCGUGAACAAGGCGAUCACGCGCGAUGUGCAGCACUUGGUCAUCGACUGCGAUGCCAUCGCAAAGACGGCCAAAAACGACUCGCUGCUCAUCGACGCACUCGCUACCGAGACGGGCUACUGGCCCGUAUUCAGCUGGUUGAGCAGCAUCAACAGCAUGAUCGAUCUCGCUGCGGUGGGUCUCAUUGGGUCCAAGGCUGGAUUCGCGACUCCGACAGAUGCGCAGCUCAAGCAGAUGCUCGGUGUCGCGACCAACGCGCUCAACCACAUCAACGAGCAGACGCAAAAGCGCAUCGCCAAAGCCGAAAAGGCUCGUCUAGCGGCGGAGAAGAAGAACAAGCCCACCGCUACACCUCCCACCCCCGCGCUCUCUCCGGGUCAAAAUGACGCAUCGAACGAGAAGGAGACGCUGGAAGAAAAAGCCUCCGCUCUGGCACACAACACGCUCGAGUCGGUGAAAAGCCUCGUUACGGGCGAAGACGCCAGCGACCACAAGAAGAAGUCGUUCGACUCGCCUGUGGUCGUCAUCAAGCAGUUCCACCACAAGGGCAUCAAGCAAGCCAUUUUGCACCAGGUUCUGGCCGAGUGGGCGGCGGAGCUGGUGACGAACGGCAUCGCGCACGUGGUGUUUGUGUCGGACAAUCCGGUGGGGAUGGGCAAGGAGCUAGCUAAGGCGUUGCCCAAUGUGCCUUUCCAGGGCAUCGCACUGGCGGAUGCCGAGGAGGACAAGGCGCGCAGCUACGUGUACAACAAGCUGCGCGGGAUGGGUCGACUGCCCACCCUUCCAUCCAACGGCACUGCGAGUGCUGGUCCGAUCCGGGGCUCCACCGCCACACCUGUUCGAGCGACAGCGGCGGAAUUGGCAACGUCGGACUUCGACCCCAUCCCUCGUCCCCCUUCGGAACCGCAGUAUGCCGCCACGCUGGACAACGACACCGCUGUCUGGGUGGACAAGCUCGGUGGUCGACUCACCGACCUUGAGACUCUCGUGCAAAAAGUCUCUCUCGGACAAACAGUCGAAUCUGCAGUGCACGACAUCAUUUCACGUUCCGUGGUAGAGCUGCGCAAGAACGCAUUUGGCGACGACGCGUCCGAAGCCUCCUCCCUGCCAUGGACGCGGUCGCAAGCGUGGACGGUGAUCACCAAGCUAGCCCGCUCAGGGGAGGUGAGCUACUACGGCCUGCUGCACAACGAGUUCAAGGGGAAUGAGGGGGCGAUCAAAGCGUUGGAGCAGGCCGAGAUCGUGGCUGUGAGACACCACGAUGGGCGUCCGAGUGCGAUUCGUGCUGGUCGACCGGUCAUGCAGGAAGCGAUCACGCGGUUGGUCGGCGAUAAGGUGUUCAACGACACCCAAACGCUGCUCGCCAACACCGGCUCGAUCGAGUCGGCGGAGAAGAGCAUUCGGACGAUCGAAAGCGAGAUUGGGGAGAUCAGCAAGAUGUGUGAGGGGUCGCCGUUCAAGGUUGCUUCCGGGGCGGGAAGCACCAGCGGCGCAGUCCUCCCGCCACAGGGCGGGGAGAAGAAUGGUGGUGGAUGGGGCAUCUUCGGUGGUAACGGAGGGGGUAGCCAGGCGAUCAGCACCAGCGAAGCGGCCAAAGCAAGGACCGAAUUCCUCAUGUCCAAGAUGGCCGAGUUGCAGACCAAGAUCUCGAAGCUCGAUGCGCAGAAUACGGCCAUCAAGGCGAGGUUGGCUAGUCAUACCGAGUAG